AUGAAGCCAAAUUCAAGAUCUCAAUACAAGCUGUCUCAAACAAACGAACUAGCGCAGCUCUGAAUGCCUACUCUUGCUAGCAAAAGUUUUAGAUCUGGAAGAAGAUUAUUUAACGUUAAUAAAAACCAGCAAACUUAUGGCCUUGCGUAUGAGUCGAUGAGUCCUCAUCUAAGCUAUGAUUUUUCAGCCAAAUCUUUACCAAAAUCUACAGUUCAUAGAGAAAUUGAAGAUAGUGAUAAAAAUAGCAUUGAAGCAGCCCCACAAAAAAUAAAUCCAGAGAUUAAAAAAGAAAACGACACUAUUUUAGCACCAAUUAAAUUUUCUCAGAGCCAAAGUUUGAGUCCUGUUCCAAUAGAGAAAAAAGCAGCAUAUGCACUUCAAAUAUAUAAUAAUAUCAAUAAAGACCUAGCAGAAAAAUUCGAAAUAAACGAAAAGAUAAAGCAAAGAGAAGAAGCUCUGAAAAAUCAAGCAUUUCAAUAUGAAAGAGUAAGGCAAGAACUUAUAGAGAAAGAAUCUAGAAUUGCAAGAAAAAUUGAAGAGCUCAAACGAAAAAAAGAGUAUGAAAAAAAUGCUUAUAAAGAACUUCAUCAAUUUGAUGAAGAUAGUCCAUAUAAUGCAAAGCAAAAUCGCAGCUAUGAAAACCCUCAAAAAGCUAUAACUGAUUCUGCAAUUAUGGAGGGUUCGCCUUUAAGUGCCAAGGAAAAAUUUGCAAUGGAUAGUUCACUAUCAGAAUCUCUUAGAGAUACUUAUAACUUGAUUCAAAAUAAAUCCAAAACAAAUAUUAUACCUUCAAAGGCAAACACGAUUAAUUAUGAUAUUAAUACUAGAUAUACCAAGCAAAGCCCUAAGCCUCAAAUCAGUUACCCAAUUGCUGGCUUUCCAGGAGCAAUGAUUUCACCAUUUAGAGAGGAUUCCAAAAAUAUUUUUCAUUCAGAUGAAAAACUCAACCGCUUCCAGGGCGAAAAAUCUUUAGCUGGAUAUGGAAAUCUAAUAAUUCAAAGUAAACAAUCAUAA
Messenger RNA from Blepharisma stoltei, 1014 nucleotides. The record is from the annotation of a GenBank genome assembly. NCBI's taxonomy places the organism in Eukaryota, Ciliophora, Heterotrichea, Heterotrichida, Blepharismidae.